ACUGGUUUACUGAACAUUUUGAGCCAAUGUCAGAACGUUUUGAAAAUACAUUUCAUUCAUGAUUCARCAGCAGAGUUUUUAAAUAAAUGCAGAAAACAUCCUCAGCCAGUACAAAGACAGAGGGAAAGGAGGAAGGAGCCCAGUUUGAGUCAUAUGGAUGAUGGCUCCCAGAAGGAUGGAAACUAAACCAGCAAUCUUCUGUCUGAAGACACUCCUGCUGUUUUACUCCUUCAUCUUCUGGGUGACAGGUGUGAUCCUGCUGGCAGUGGGGUUAUGGUGGAAGUUCAUGUUGGGCCCCUACAUGCUGCUGAUCUCCAACAGCCCCUCCCAGGCACCGUACGCGCUCGCCGGCACUGGAGCUGCUAUUGUGCUGUUCGGGCUGUUUGGCUGUUUUGCCACCUGCAGGGGGCGCCCCUGGAUGCUGAAACUGUAUGCUGUGUUUCUGUCUCUGGUCUUYGUGACUGAAGUCAUCGGUGGGAUCUCUGGGUUCAUCUUUCGUCACGAGAUUAAAGGGACGUUUCUGACUUCGUACAACGAGGCGGUGAUGAGAUACGAUGGACAAGAUGACAGGAGUCUGGCUGUGGAUGGUGUCCAGCGCAGACUGCAUUGCUGUGGAGUUUAUAACUACACCAGCUGGUUGAGCAGUGUGUAUUUUCCUGUUGGUGGGAUUCCUGCCAGCUGUUGUGUCACUUUUGCCGACUGCAGCGGAGCYGACAUGAAGAACGCAACUCUGGCUGCACGGAAAAUCUACAGACAGUCUCAGGUAAUCGGGAUGUCUCUAGCCUGCUGUUUGUCUCACUUCAUCAGCACCAAUCAGUACGAGAUGGUCUGACAGAAAACUACAGGAUGUACAGCACCAUGGAAACCUGCACAAACAGAUUAUUGUAGGUUUUUUUUUUUUUUUUUUUUUUGUUUACUUGGUGUUUUGGUAAAAGAGGCAACAUUCUUUUUUCCUUUCACUUUACGGUUUCUGAGUGUAGUUUACCUGUAAAUCCAGCAGGAGGUGCUAACUUCUGAUUGUUUUGUUCAUGGUUACAUUMUGUGAUGAAGAAAGUUGUAGUCUGUAUUUUAAUGUGUAAUAAAACACAGUUCACCGCUGUGUUAAAAAAAUAAAGGUUUAGUUGUGUCGAUUAAAAA
Messenger RNA from Austrofundulus limnaeus, 1137 nucleotides. Its product is annotated as tetraspanin-7. NCBI's taxonomy places the organism in Eukaryota, Metazoa, Chordata, Actinopteri, Cyprinodontiformes, Rivulidae. Gene Ontology annotation, cellular component: plasma membrane. The record is from RefSeq and is a predicted model, not a curated record.